Thunnus maccoyii (southern bluefin tuna) is the source of this 3745-nucleotide messenger RNA. Its product is annotated as disintegrin and metalloproteinase domain-containing protein 9-like. The coding region runs from base 404 to 2869 and encodes 821 amino acids. Lineage: Eukaryota; Metazoa; Chordata; Actinopteri; Scombriformes; Scombridae. Gene Ontology annotation, molecular function: metalloendopeptidase activity. The record is from RefSeq and is a predicted model, not a curated record. The transcript is spliced from 24 exons. Gene Ontology annotation, biological process: proteolysis. Gene Ontology annotation, cellular component: plasma membrane.
GGAAGAAGAAGAAGAAGAAACAUCUCUGAGAGGAGGGGGGUUUAUUCUGAAACUCUCCGCAGGAAGAGACUUGACGCUGGUCGAGGGGAGUUUACAAGGAGAGAAAUAUCUGGUCCACACGGAGAGGACAGACUUCCCGAGACAGACUGCGGGUCCAGCGGAGGACUGAGUGACCGUCAGCCGGGACACGGAUGGCUCGGCCGCUGCUGGACGUUUAGUAUGAGGCUGUGCGGCGGGAAACGGCCGGGAGACACCUACAGUCACACCUACAGUCACACCUACAGUCACAGCUACAGUCAAAACUACAGUCACCGCUACAGUCACUGCUACAACAGGAAGAAGAGGCAGAGAGCCGCCCGGUGACGGUUAUUUACUGCAGCAGCAGAAGAAGAAGAAGAAGAAGAUGAAGAUGGGAGGAAGAGUGGAGCUGCUGGAGAUCUGCUGCCUGCUGCUGCUGCUGAGCGGAAACUCUCAAUGCAGAGACUCCCAGACUGAACACCUCUCCUCCUAUCAGCUGACUGUCCCUCGACCAAUAGGAGGCCGGCUGAGGAGGGAAGUACACGGCGAGCCGCCCAGUCAGGUCUCCUAUAUGAUCAGCGUGGACGGACGUGAUCAUGUGGUUCACCUGGAGAGAAACCAACUGCUGCUUCCUGCAGACUUCACUGUGUUCUCCUACAGUCAGAACGGAUCCCUGCUGACAUCCAGACCACCUGUCCAGAAUCACUGUCACUAUCAGGGCUUCGUUCAGGACAUGGAGGGUUCCUCUGUCGCCAUGAGCAUCUGCAACGGCCUCAGAGGAGUGUUGCACCUUUCUGACGACAGUUACGGUAUUGAGCCGCUAGACUCCGCCCCCGACCAGCACCUGGUGUACCGCCUGCGGGAUGUGACAUCACAGCCCCGGGGGUGCGGAACACCGCACGACGAGCACGGCCACAACAACGCCACAGAGCACGCUCAGUACGAAGCAGAGGAGAUCCACCACAGACAGCACAGCAGGAGGAAGCGAGCUAUUCUCCAUCAGACGCACUAUGUAGAGCUGCUGCUGGUGGUCGACUACGAGAGGUAUAAUUUUAUGAACAGGAAUGAGACAGCAGUGAGGGAGGAGAUGGUUCAUCUGGCCAACUUCAUAGACAGUAUCUACAUGCAGCUGAAUGUGAGGGUGGUCCUGGUGGGUCUGGAGAUCUGGACUCAGCAGAACCGGAUCAACACUGACGGAGCAGCCGGAGAAGUGCUGAGUCGCUUCACCCAGUGGAGAGAGAAGGACUUGGUUCCCCGCCGCCGCCAUGACUCAGCACAACUCAUCCUGAAGAAGAGUUUUGGGAUGACGGCAGGAAUGGCGUUCGUCUCCACCGUCUGCUCCAGAAGUCACGGCGGCGGGAUCAACGCGUUCACCGGCAGCAACAUUCCCUCGUUCGCCUCCAUCGUGGCUCAUGAGCUCGGUCACAACCUCGGGAUGAACCAUGACGACGGACGAACCUGCAGCUGCCCCACCGCCGCCUGCAUCAUGCACUCUGGAGCCACAGGAUCCAGAAACUUCAGCAGCUGCAGCGCUGAUGACUUUGAGAAGAUGAUCUUGUUGACGGGGGGAACGUGUCUCCUGAACGUCCCGCGGCCUGAUGAGGCCUACAGCGCCCCCUACUGCGGGAACAGACUGGUGGAUGUCGGAGAGGAGUGUGACUGCGGAUCCCAGAAGGAGUGUGAGGACGACCCCUGCUGUGAGUAUCAGACCUGUAAACUGAAGUCUGGAGCUCAGUGCGCCUACGGCGAGUGCUGCAAGAACUGUCAGUUCCUACCUGGAGGAUCAGUGUGUCGCUCCAGCACAGAUGAGUGUGAUCUACCUGAGUACUGUAACGGCUCUUCGCCUCUCUGUCAGAGCGACGUGUUCGUCCAGAACGGGCAGCUGUGCAGGAACCAGCAGGCCUUCUGUUACAACGGGAAGUGUCAGCACGCCGACGGACAGUGCCAGGCCAUAUUCGGACCCAAGGCGAAGGCGGCUCCUGAGAUCUGUUUUAAAGAGGUCAACAGUAAAGGCGAUCGCUUUGGAAACUGCGGCUACCACAACUACGGCUACAGGAAGUGUGAGAGCAGAAACGCUCUGUGCGGGAAGCUGCAGUGCUCCAACGUUCACGCGGUGACGGUGUUCGGCAUCGAACCGUCGAUCAUCACCACGCCGAUCGCAGGAGGCAAAUGUUACGGAGUCGACUUCAUGCUGGGAUCAGACGUCCCCGACCCGGGUAUGGUGAACGAAGGAACCAAGUGUGGAGACAACAAGGUCUGUAUGAACUUUGAGUGUCGCAGCGCCGAUGUCCUGAACUACGACUGCGACGUGGAGAAGAAGUGUCACGGACACGGGGUGUGCAACAGCAACAAGAACUGUCACUGUGACAACGGCUGGGCUCCGCCCCACUGUGAGGUCAAAGGUUACGGCGGCAGCGUGGACAGCGGGCCCACCUGGAACGAUAAAGACACGUCUCUCAGAGACGGGCUGCUGGUCUUCUUCUUCCUGGUUCUUCCUCUGCUCGCUCUGGGCGCGUUCGCUUUCCUGCACAGGAAUGAGCUGCUGCGACGACUCGGGCUGAGCCGCAGGAAGCGGUCGCAGGGAUACCAGGCCGAUGCUGCAGCUUCAUCCAAUCCCAGCAGAGGACCGCCUCCCAGAGCGCAGCCUCCAUCUGUUGCCCGCGGCAACGCCAACAACAUCGUCAAAGACGGACAUCACGCUCAGCUACUGCCACCACAGGAGGUGGUGCAGACCAGCCGGACAGCUUCCUCCUACAUUGCGAGGCCUCCUCCUCCUCCGCUGAAACCCAAACCAUCUGCUGCAUCACAGCCUCUGGUGCCUCAAAGACCUGCCCCUCCUCCACCUGUUUAACCAGUAAGGUGGCCCCGCCCACCACACCUGGAUGACACACCUCCUCCUCUUCUUCCUUUUCAACCUCAGUCCCCACCCACUCAGAGCUGGUUACCUAGCAACAGCCAGGAAAUAAUUCCGGAGCCAAGAUGGCAGACAGCCGGCCCUGAAGUCUGCCAGGGCCGGACUACAAACUGGACCCAGCCGGACUGGACUGGAUUUACCAGAACCAACAGGAAGUGAAGCAUCACUGCUCUCUACUGUCUUUACUUCUUUUAUUCAAGUGCAGUCAGCUGACACAGCUCAGCUCACAUCAGGAGACAUGUUGUCCUCUCUGUCAACAAACCAGCCAAUCAUAUUUCCCCAGUAGCUUCCUGUGACAUCAACAAGCCGCACGCUGGAUAAACGAGUCACUACUGAACCAAAAAUGUGUUUAUCACCACCAACAUUUUGUAUCCCUGACCUGCGUUACUAAUGACUGCUGUCAGUUAUUUAGCAUGCUAGCUGGCUAACUAGCAUUUGCUGGCUAAAGGCUAACACACACAUAUAGGUGGUGUCACGUAGCGUCGCAUCAGUUGACGUCCAUAACAGACAUCAGGCGCGUCAGAUGUGAGGCUGGAUUAAUAUCUACAAUCAGAAAACAACAACGAACUGAACAAAGACGCCAUCUGAAGACAUGUUUUCAUAUCAGAGAUGAAGAGCAUCACACACAUCUGCCCUCUGAUAAAACAUAUCUGACAUAACAACAAACAGAACAACGAUGACGAAAAACAACAAGCAGCUGCUUAAUAACCCUCACACGUGUUUUAAUUCAAUUCUAUUCAAUUAAAUUCAAUUUGGUUUAUAUAGCGCCAAAUCACAACAAAAGCCAUCUCAGGGCACUUUUCACAUAGAGCA